Molecule: messenger RNA, 1701 nt
Organism: Centropristis striata (black sea bass)
Lineage: Eukaryota; Metazoa; Chordata; Actinopteri; Perciformes; Serranidae
Product: signal-regulatory protein beta-2-like
Exons: 6
Coding region: 89-1108 (339 amino acids)
Biological process (GO): response to bacterium
Source: RefSeq, a predicted model, not a curated record
ACUUUGUAAACCUUGAUCACCUUGUGACUAAAUCUUCCAUCUGAGUGGGACGACAGUCAGUUGUGCAACAGAAGGGCACUGUACCACAAUGAUCCGACGACUGGCUGCUUUGAUUUUUCUGAGUACAAUGUCUCUGAUCCAAGCUUCAGAGUUUCCUCACCAGCUCCCUUUGACUGUGGUUGAACUUGGAAAAACUUUGACUCUGUCAUGUUCAGUUUCUGGGAAUGAAGCCGGGUUGUUUUACUGGUACAAGCUGCAGUUUGGCUAUAUGGUCCAAGUAGUUGCAGCAGGAAGUUUCACAAAAAUACAACUUGAAGGACAAUUUAACAACCCAAGAUUCUCAAUUCAAAAAAACAACGCUCAGUAUGUUCUUAACAUCAGAAACAUCAGCAAAGAAGACGAAGCGACGUACUACUGUCAAGGAGGAUCUGCAUACGUAAUGAAGUUCAUUAACGGCACACUUUUGGCUGUAAAUGAUCAUAAAAAUCAGCAGAAGUCUUUCUACGUGAAGCAAAGCCCUGAGACUGAGAUGGUCCAGCAGGGCGACCCAGUGACUCUCCAGUGUUCUCUUCUCUCCAAGAACAAAGAAAACACAGACCAGUGUCCAGCUGAACACAGUGUGUACUGGUUCAGAUCUGGAUCAGGAGGAUCUUCUCCAAGUAUCCUUUACACCCACAGUGAUCGACAAGAGGAAAGAAGUUGUGUCCACAGUCUGUCCAGAACUAUCCAGAACUCCUCUGAUACUGGGACUUACUACUGCGCUGUGGUCACAUGUGGACAGAUCCUGUUUGGUGAAGGAACUAAAGUGGGCACAAGAGAAAGACUGUGCCCACUCAUCAUCGUGCUCGGGACGCUGCUGGCCUGCUGUGUGAUUGUGAUCGCUGCUCUAAUUAUCUUCAAUAGAAAGUCAGUUUGUAAACAAUGCAAAGGAACCAAUCAUGCUGAACAAGACAGAUCAGCUGACGAUCAUCCAAACAUCUUGUACGGUGAGGUGGCGAACCUGAACUACGUAGCGCUGGAUUUCCCCUCGAGAAGUGGAACUCGAAUGGGGAAUAGCAGAGAGUUACCAGAGGAAUGUCUUUACUCUUACACCAGAGACUAUCGGUGAAGAGCCGGCAUGAAGAAACAUCUCACAUGCAUCUGUCAUCACUAUUUAUUAUUAUUAUAUCAAUGUUAUUGUAAAUAGCAUCAUCAGAGAGGACAGAGACUCUUUACAUGUUUUGUGAUGAUCAUCGAGGAUAAUAAGGAUAUUUAUUAUUCAUUUCAUUAUUAUUUUAUUUGCUUUAUUAUUAUAUUAUUUUUAUUACAGCAGCUUGAAUAAUCAGUUAACAUAUUAAUAAAAUUAAUGUAAUAAAAACGUUAUUGCCAUUAAAGACAAAGUCCACGUGCUCUUUAUAUUGUGAUAUCAGACACAUUUGUGAAUAUUUACUCAUAUAUGUUAUUUGAUAAGAACCCCUGUUGUAUAAUUAAAUUUGUUUUCCGUUUGACGUGUAAAAGUGUUAAAGUUGCAUUUUUCUUUAUAAGCCGCCCAACAAGGGGAAAAAGACGACCACACCCUCAUGUCUAAACAUUACAGUCCAAGUUUUAAACACGUGGUUAAUGUUGUUAACAGUCAGUUUGGUUAGCUGACCACAGCGUUUCAUAUGUUAAAAAAGCUUAAUUUUAACAGUCGUCUCGAGGUCAAACUGCUGUUUGUAUGCA